GCAGUAAAAAUUGGAGUAACAGUUGCUUACAGUUUUAUACUUUGUGUUUCGUUGGUUGGAAAUUUUCUCAUCGUAUUAAUUGUUUACAAAACACCAACUUUGAGAAAACCGAUAAAUAUGUUGAUCGCAAACAUGGCCAUGUCCGACCUGCUCUUUCCAAUAUUCCUGUUCCCCCUUCGACUUGCAGAGUUUCACGUUGGCUCGUGGAUUAUUGGUGGUGCCCUUGGCCAAGCUUUAUGAAAGCUACACAUCUUUCUUGCAAAUGUUUCUGGGGUAGUAUCGAUACAGAGCCUGGUUCUGAUAGCAGUGGAUCAAUUUGGAGCCGUCGUAGUUCCACUCCGCUCUCCUCUCAUAACUAGAAAGCUGUGUCCAUUCUUUAUUAUCGUUACGUGGAUCACCGCUAUGGCCGUUUUUUCGCCACUUCUUGUUGCAAACAAACUUGUUAAAUACCGAGAACGACUGAUGUGCGUACGUCUGUGGAUGGAAUUCUUUGGAGGAAGCAAGUUUGCAAAUUACUUCCUAGCAGUUGCUGUCGUGUUUCUCUGCAUCCCCUUUGUCCUCGUGAUGAUACUUUACUCUAUCAUCUUGAUGAAGCUUAAAAUGCAAACCCAUCCAGGUGAACAGUCAGCCAACGCUGAAGAAAAGCGCACCAGAAGAAACAGAAACGUGCUUAAGAUGGCCACGGCCAUCGUUGUAGUGUUUUUCAUUUUCUGGAUACCCUAUUUCAGUAGCGCGGUGAUAGUUAAUUUUGGUGCACCGGACAGUUCCAUCUCGUUUUCCUGUAGUUUUUAUCUGUUCUACACUGUCACCAAUUACAUGAUUUACGCAAACUUUGCUAUCAACCCGAUCAUCUGCCUCACUUUUAGCAGU
Porites lobata is the source of this 870-nucleotide messenger RNA. Lineage: Eukaryota; Metazoa; Cnidaria; Anthozoa; Scleractinia; Poritidae. The record is from the annotation of a GenBank genome assembly.